CGUUUCAGCUGUGUCGGGGUGGAAGAGGAGGAGGCGCCGGACAUCGACAUUUACCACUGCCCAAACUGCGAGAAAACCCACGGGAAGUCCACCUUGAAGAAGAAGCGGACCUGGCACAAACAUGGCCCGGGGCAGGUGCCCGAUGUCAAGCCUGUGCAGAAUGGCAGUCAGCUCUUCAUCAAGGAGUUGCGGAGCCGGACCUUUCCCAGUGCCGAGGAUGUGGUAGCCCGUGUACCAGGCAACCAGCUCACAUUGGGCUACAUGGAGGACCACGGCUUCACUGAGCCCAUCCUUGUCCCCAAGAAAGACGGGCUGGGCCUGGCCGUGCCGGCCCCCACCUUCUACGUCAGUGACGUCGAGAACUACGUGGGGCCGGAGCGGAGCGUGGACGUGACGGAUGUCACCAAGCAGAAGGACUGCAAGAUGAAGCUGAAGGAGUUCGUGGACUACUACUACAGCACCAACCGCAAGCGCGUCCUCAACGUCACCAACCUCGAGUUCUCCGACACCCGAAUGUCCAGCUUUGUGGAGCCACCGGACAUUGUGAAGAAGCUGUCCUGGGUGGAGAACUACUGGCCUGACGAUGCACUGCUGGCCAAGCCCAAAGUGACCAAGUAUUGCCUGAUUUGUGUGAAGGACAGCUACACCGACUUCCACAUCGACUCCGGGGGCGCCUCCGCCUGGUACCACGUGCUCAAGGGAGAGAAGAUCUUCUAUCUGAUCCGGCCGGCCUCGGCCAACAUCUCCCUGUACGAGCGCUGGCGGUCGGCCGCCAACCACGGCGAGCUGUUCUUUGCCGACCAGGUAGACAAGUGCUACAAGUGCGCCGUCAAGCAGGGCCAGACCCUCUUCAUCCCCUCAGGUUGGAUCUACGCCACACUCACCCCUGUGGACUGCCUGGCCUUCGCGGGGCAUUUCCUGCACAGCCUGAGCGUGGAGAUGCAGAUGAGAGCAUACGAGGUGGAGAGGAGGCUGAAGCUGGGCAGCCCGACCCAGUUCCCCAACUUCGAGACGGCCUGCUGGUACAUGGGGAGGCACCUGCUCGAGGCGUUCAAAGGUUCUCACAGGUCUGGGAAGCAGCUGCCCCCUCAUCUAGUCCAAGGAGCUAGAAUUCUCAAUGGUGCUUUCAGAUCUUGGACAAAGAAGCAGGCUCUGGCGGAGCAUGAGGACGAACUCCCGGAGCACUUCAAGCCUUCACAGCUCAUCAAGGACCUGGCCCGAGAGAUCCGGCUCAGUGAGAACGCCUCCAAAGCCAUCCGGCCCGAAGUGAAUGCUGUCGCCUCGUCGGAUGAGGUCUGUGAUGGGGACCGCGAGAAGGAGGAGCCCCCGUCUCCCAUCGAGGCCACCCCACCUCUAUCC
Molecule: messenger RNA, 1359 nt
Organism: Tupaia belangeri chinensis (Chinese tree shrew)
Lineage: Eukaryota; Metazoa; Chordata; Mammalia; Scandentia; Tupaiidae
Product: lysine-specific demethylase PHF2
Exons: 11
Source: RefSeq, a predicted model, not a curated record